UGAAGCAAAUGAGAACUCCAGUGAAAGCGAAGCAAAUCAGAACCCCUGUAAAAGCAAAGCAAAUCAGCACCCCUAUGAAAGUAAAGCAAAUUUGAAUGCCUGUGAAAGUGAUGCAAAUCCGAAUCCCUGUGAAACUGAAGAAAAUCUGAAUCCCUGUGAAAGUGAUGCAAAUCCACAUCCCUGUAAAAGUGAAAAAAAUCUGAAUCUCUGUAAAAGUGAAGCAAAUCUAAAUUCCUGUGAAAGUGAAGCAAAUAAGAACCCUCCUAAAAGCAAAA
Molecule: messenger RNA, 275 nt
Organism: Cetraspora pellucida
Lineage: Eukaryota; Fungi; Glomeromycota; Glomeromycetes; Diversisporales; Gigasporaceae
Source: the annotation of a GenBank genome assembly